Messenger RNA from Pisolithus orientalis, 942 nucleotides. RefSeq lists its product as uncharacterized. The record is from RefSeq and is a predicted model, not a curated record. The transcript is spliced from 5 exons. NCBI's taxonomy places the organism in Eukaryota, Fungi, Basidiomycota, Agaricomycetes, Boletales, Pisolithaceae. The coding region runs from base 1 to 942 and encodes 313 amino acids.
AUGACUAUGUCUGCAGCAUUAGUGACUAUUUCAUGUGGGAGAGCGACAGAGGGAGCAGUGGCAGCAGCAGUUUGGGAUGCUUCAGUGUGUUGGGACAUUUUUGUGGAAGUGGGGUACUGGUGUGAGAGCAGUGCAGUCAAAUCGCUGAAUAUCAUGGAGCAAAAGUCAGUAAGGUGGAGGCCAGGCAAUCUGGACACUCAAUUCAUCUCCCCACAUAAUAAACCAUGGGUAUUGCCAGGUGCUGACAAUACAGAUAUGGUCAUAGAUGAACCAGAAUUUCUACCAUUUGGCACAGCCACAAAUGCCACUGCUUUGGGCCAUCAGCUAGGAUCACCAUCAUCCUCCAUGCUGCCAAAUGCUGGCCCUUCCCUGCCAUUGCUCAGCAUGCUUGUGCCAUCUUGGGACUCACCACCACUUUCACCAGAGUUGCAGCCAUCUGCUGCUGAUCAACAAUGGGAGGUGCAGCAAGCAAGUCAUUCCAUGCCAUCCUUGGCCACCAUUGCGCCUAGCUGGGAUUUGCCAACAUCUUCCCUGGCAGUCUCACCCCCACCUAGAUCAUUGCUGGCAUCUGCACAAAUUCCACAAACUGUGCCAUCUCCCAUGGUUCAUGCAUAUAUGGAUGAGCAGUUAGAUGGUGUGGCAGCCUCUGAGCCACAGCCCAUCCUGGCUAUAUCAUGGCAACCAUCCCCCCAGCCUACAGCCACCAAUGCUGCUGCUGUGACUUGGGUAUACAAGGACUUCAUGAUGAAGGGCCAAUUACAACAUCAGUGGAAAAAGCACAGCAGCUUGUGGUUCUUCUUGCAGGACCAACUGAUGAGCACCUGCCCUGUCUUAACACCACUACCAAUGGGCCAAUCAUUGUGGCCUACAACCACUACAGCAAUAUAUUGGUGGAAUCAAGCAUCCGGUUUCACCUGUUGCUUGCAAGGAGAGUGCAGCUAG